AGCCACAGCCUUAAGAUGAAGGACCCUAUCAGCAACUGCUCUUAUAACCAGCUGUUUCAAAAUGCAAAAAGAUUUUCAAAAAGCGGGGAGUACUUCUGCAAAGAACUUAUGACAGUCUUUCAGCAAAGGGCUGAGCUGGAACUCAAUUAUUCCAAAGGACUACAAAAACUUGCUGGCAAACUCAUCAGGGCCACCAAAGAAAUGUCAAACAAUUCCACCUACAGUGCCUGGUGUCAUGUGUCAGAUGAAAUGUACUCGAGAGCAGAUGCCCACAGAUCAUUAGGAAAUGCAUUUCAGCAAGAAGCAAUUCUGGAAAUACGACAAGUCUUAGACGAGCACACUAAGAGGAAGAGGCCUCUCGACAGUGCCGUUGAAAGAACCGGAAAACUUGUUACUGCUAAUUGGAGUGAGCAACUCAAGACAAAGAAGAAACUGCUCGGACUAACAAGAGAGCAUGAGGCUUUGUUCAACUUUGUCGAGAACAACAGACAAAUUUGCACGGAAAAAGAAAAACAGAAGAUGCUGAACAGGCUGACUAAGUCUGCAGAGCUGCAGGCGCGGGUGGAUGAUGAGUACUUUAAUAUCAACAUGGAGGGUCAUCAGAUGAGACUCAAGUGGGAAAACACACUGAAAAACUGCUACCAGAUCAUACAGGAGCUGGAGAAACAGCGAAUUGAGCUUCUGUGCAACAUUUUGAACAGAUACAACCUCCACAUGUCCAUCUUUGGGCAGACCCUCAGCCAUGGCCAGAAACAGAUAGAACAGACAGUCCAAAGGGUGGACAUGGACAAAGACAUACAAAGACUGGUGGAGGAAAACAGCAUCACAACCGACGACCACAGAGCUGAGUUUUUGAUGGCUGAUUAUUUUGAGGAGGACAGCAAAUCACUGAUGGCCAAAGACCGAAGAAAAGACGCCAUCAAACUCAAACUCCAGCGUUUGGACGACAGUAUUACAAAAACAAAGAAAGACCGUGAAGGAAUUGAAAAACUGAUGAAAACGUAUUCUGAAAAUCCAUCUUUUUCAAACCAAAAGAACCUUGAAGAAACUGAACAGCAGAUUGAGGAGAGCACUCUAAAACUGGAUCUCCUCGACGCCACUCACUACAAACUCUCUGUCUCACUGUCUGAACUAGAGGGGAAACCUAAGUCCUUCCACCGGUUUAGUGACAGCAUUGUGAAAUGGAAAGAUAAGGAUUGUGAGCACAGCGUUGUUCAACUGACUCGUGCAGUCAAACUCAGGAAGACCCCAUUCAGAUCUCGACAAUCACUGAGAGCUUCUAUCAUUUACAAAGGGCCCGCUCUGUUUGUGACGCAGCAGUCUGCAGAGGCUUUAACAAGUCCCACAACAGACCAAGUCACUUCCACAGCUGCAACACAUGACGCUGCAGCCGAGUGUGGCAGCACCAUUAACGGAGCCCUGCCUCACACUGACGACAAACAACAAGGUGAAAUGACAUCGGAGCUGUGCAGUAUAGGAAAAUGCAAAGCUCUGUACAAUUUCACACCCGAACAGGAUGAUGAAUUAACUUUGACAGAAGGAGAUCUUCUCGACAUUUACGGAAAGGAAGAUAAUGGUUGGUGGUUUGGAAAACUAGACGGGAAGACAGGCCAUUUCCCAUCAACCUAUGUUGAGGAGCUGCCUGUGUUUAGCAGCGUCAAAUCAUCUGAUGCCUGAUCCACGUGACUCAUCAACAACUAAAAUGCAAAACUCACC
Messenger RNA from Centropristis striata (black sea bass), 1716 nucleotides. It is a transcript of the gene nostrin, whose product is annotated as nitric oxide synthase trafficking. The record is from RefSeq and is a predicted model, not a curated record. Gene Ontology annotation, biological process: signal transduction. The coding region runs from base 16 to 1677 and encodes 553 amino acids. Gene Ontology annotation, molecular function: protein binding. The transcript has 16 exons. Gene Ontology annotation, cellular component: cytoplasm; plasma membrane. Lineage: Eukaryota; Metazoa; Chordata; Actinopteri; Perciformes; Serranidae.